Aspergillus aculeatus ATCC 16872 is the source of this 912-nucleotide messenger RNA. RefSeq lists its product as uncharacterized. Bases 1 to 912 code for a protein of 303 amino acids. Gene Ontology annotation, molecular function: DNA-binding transcription activator activity, RNA polymerase II-specific. The record is from RefSeq and is a predicted model, not a curated record. The transcript has 3 exons. Lineage: Eukaryota; Fungi; Ascomycota; Eurotiomycetes; Eurotiales; Aspergillaceae. Gene Ontology annotation, biological process: regulation of transcription by RNA polymerase II.
AUGAGAUUAUUCCAUCAUUACCUUACGGAGACAUACAUCACUCUCUGCCAAGGUCGCCUCGACGCACAUCAUUUCCAAGUCGUCAUCCCGCGAAUCGUGGUGUCCCACCCAUUCCUGAUGGACAGCCUUUUGGCACUAUCUGCUCUUCAUCUUGCCUAUCUGGAGCAGCAUGACAACCGGUCGUGGCUGGAGAUUGCUCUGAAAUAUCAGAGCCGCGCCUGCUCAGCGUUCAGUCGAGUCUUGGCGGACAUCUCCCCGGAGACUUGUGGGCCAGCUUUUAUCUGCUCCAUUUUCAUCAUGCUGUGUGCAACGGCGUAUCCUUGUGUUUCCGAAGACAGACAGACAUUCGAGCCGUUGUCUCAUGUACUGGAGAUUCGCCAGCUCAUUGCUGGCUGCGCACUCUUAUUUGUGCAACUUAACGGCAUGGAGUAUCGAGGUGACUUGCAAGGAUGGUUGAAAUGGAAGGACGAUGAAGUCGAUCAGGAUGGCAAUCCUUAUCAAGUUCGGGAAUCCCAACUGAAUCUUCGGAGUGCAAUCAUGGAUUCCUUGAAGGGCGUUCAAGAGAAGUUUAACAGUAUCGGUGGACCAAAUCAGGCAAUAUACCUGGCUACUUGGCAGAUUCUUCAUGAAGCAAUCAAGAGGUGGCCAUUUGGCGGCCCGAACGGUGGUAUAAUCGCAUGGCCUAUCAAUAUUAGCGAGGCCUACAUCGAUCUGCUCAAGCAGGGUGAUUGGGUGGCUCGUAUUCUGUUUCUACACUACGGUGUUGGACUGCAUUUGCUCUCAGACAAAUGGUUUGUCCGAGAUUGGGGCCGACGUCUCAUCGAGACCGUUCUACAACCAGAAGAUGAGAUCCCCUCGAUCUGGGCGAACACUAUCUCGUGGACCAGGAGCGCAGUUGAGCUCGAAGAAUGA